This is a messenger RNA of Phialemonium atrogriseum, 5058 nucleotides long. RefSeq lists its product as uncharacterized. The transcript has 3 exons. The record is from RefSeq and is a predicted model, not a curated record. Lineage: Eukaryota; Fungi; Ascomycota; Sordariomycetes; Cephalothecales; Cephalothecaceae. Gene Ontology annotation, biological process: protein phosphorylation. Gene Ontology annotation, molecular function: ATP binding; protein kinase activity. Bases 1 to 5058 code for a protein of 1685 amino acids.
AUGUACCAAAGCGGGCAGAGGGACGUGUCGCGGCCCUUUCAGGUGCCCCCGCCUCCGCCGCCCAUGUCCCCGCCUAUCGGCCAGCUGAAUAACAAUAUCAUGUCCAUCCCGCCCCCGCCUCCACGAUACCCCGGCGUGCCAGGCCCGGCUGGGGGAGGAGUACUGCUGCCUCCGCCUCCGGGUCCGCCGCCCAACAGCGCAUAUCCCGGCAGUGCUCUCCCCCCUCCGAGCGCUUUGGGCCAGGCGCCGUGGCAUGGCACCUGGGGCAGGAUGUAUGAUGGACGGACAACGUUCAGUAUCCCCCCACCGCCACCGGGGGGCCAGCAUCAGGCCUACAAUCCCAAACUGCACGCGGCGGCAGCUGCCGGCCAGGCAAUAGGAAUCCCUCCGCCGCCGCCCCCGAACGAGCAGAUGAGCGCAACCUACAUACCGCAAGGAGAUACAUACGGCGAGGGUGUUGGGAUUCCCGGUCUAGGCCCGACUGCCGAGGAGGAGAUGUACGCAGCUACGGCCCAGAGCACUUGGAAUAUGGGCCAGAAUCCCAACGAUACCCCCCUGAUGACGACGCCCUCGGAUGACGCCACGGGGAAAGACAGGCUCUACGCCGCGGCAAUACAGGGCAGGAUGGCAUCGACGACCAGCAAUGCAACCAUGUCGUCCAGAAUCCCCCCCGAGCUGGCCGCGCAGUGGACGAUGGACAAGGUCGUCCAGUGGCUACAAGCAAACCAGUUUUCCAAAGACUGGCAGGAAACGUUCAAAGGGCUCAACAUCCACGGCGCACAGUUCUUGGAGCUCGGGGGAAGGCAUGCCGGCCGAGGAAACUUUGGUAUGAUGCAUCAACAAGUCUAUCCGAGGCUUGCAAAUGAGUGCAGCGGUAGCGGCACUGGGUGGGAUGCGGGCCGUGAACGAGAGGAGGGAAAGCGGAUGCGCAGGCUGGUUCGAGUCGUCGUGACCGGAUGGUUUCCCGAUGCAUCCAAGCCUAGCUCGUCGCACUAUCGCGACGAGUCUGGCACAGGUUCGAACUUGCAAGGCCAAGGGACGGAUUCCGCGGAUUCGCCCAAUACCCCGAUAAAAGCGCCCGGUCCAGGGUUUGGAGGACGACGGUACUCCCAAUCUAGAGGGGCCGCUGUGCCAACCUUGGUCAACAACACAAUGAGCUCGGAUUCGAACCAUAGGAGCAUCAUGAAGAACCUUGACAUGGACAGCACUCGUCGUCAUAGCCCUAGCGCAAGUGAGUCGGGUGAAGCUGGUACUCUCCGGGGCGUGCCGUCCUUCAGCAAGGAUAGCCCGACCGGCAGUCCUAGAUUCCCCUCCUCCUUGACUGGGAAUGCGUCGGCAUCACCGCAGACAGGCAGGUUCGGGCACCGCUCUAGGAACAGCACCGAUUCAGUGUCCUCUAAUGCGGCCAUUUAUGGCUCGGGCGUGCCACCAGAGGCCAGCCAGAUGCUCAAGAACGGAAUGAGCAUUGGGGAGAUGAUGAAUGCGAAUCGAAACUCUGAAGUUAUUAGGCGCCAUGGCCAGGAUGGUGGCCGUCCGUCCCCUCCGGAUUCCGGCGAUAGAAGCGCCGGAACCGAUCCGCCAGUGAGCGCCAAGGACCCGAAGGACUCGAAGUCGUUCCUCUCGUUCCUGUCGAGGAAAAAGAAGCCGAAGGAGGAUGGCGCAUUCCCGUCCCCAGAAGAAAUGGAUUCUCCCACUAGUCCGGCCAUCAGCUUCAAACCGCAUUCCUUUGGAAGCAAGGCGGGCAAUGCUAGCGAAACUUCCUUGGACCGUCCCGGGUCAAGCUUCUCCACGGCGGCGGACCACGGACCUUCUCUGCGUUCCCGAAGAGCGGGCAACCCCCGCGUCUACAUCCUUGCGACGGUCGAUUAUUGGAACUACCGCAUGAUAGAUGUCACCGACAUAGACACGCCGACCGAUUUUAGGGAGAUCGUAUGUGUCAACCUUCGGAUAUCAAAUUUCGACGGUGCCCAGAUAUUCCUCACCGAGCUGGGAAAGGGCGAUCAUGAAGAGCCCCUGGAUGAUGCCAAGCUCAUGGCGCUCAAGAAGCUCAAGGCGGACUCUGCGGGAACCCUGAAGCUUUUCGUACGGCCUGCAGAAGCCUACUCUCACCUGGUGGCUGGUGCAAAGAUGGACGAAGAAGCUUACGCGAGACUUAACGGGCAGCGGCAGAGAUCCAGCUCUUCGCCGCCGACGUCGAGGCAGAACACCAUGCCCAACGAGGGGAGAGAGAUGGACGAGGCCGCUCUGAACGAGCAAUCGAUUGCCUACCACGAGGAGCAGCUGAGGAGGCAACACGAAUACCUCGCGAAGCGGAACCAGGCAAACUUGAAAGACACAGGUACCUCAGACUCGGCCUACGGGAUUGUGGGCAGGAAUGUCAACUUCGACCUGCCGCGACUUUCGCCGUUCGAGGACAGAAAGCCCGAUAACUUGUUCCCUCAACGCAAGGCACCAGCGCCCCCUGAAGAUCCUUCUGCGACUUUGAUCAAGGCGAAUUCGUUGAGCAAGAAGACUGGUCAAGGAGCACGCAGCCCAGAAGACGCGGUCGAUGGCCACCAGAAGCGCCCAUCGACAGACUUGCGUGAGGAGAUGUACGAGAAACAGAAGCGGAAGCUCAGUGCCCAGCCAACGGGCAGCAUCGGGGGACUGCUGGUCGGCAUGGGUACAAGGCUCGGAGGAGUCGGACAUCCGUCUGCUACCGGCUCGCGGGCCCUAUCGACUAACCGGGCCGCGUCGUCGCCGUCUACCACAAACGGUGAGUCUAGCCAUCGAGGCAAGGGAGCCAUGUCUCUGGUCAACUUCGGCGAGUGCGGUAAUUCCCGGUCAGGCGGGAACAAUUCACGGCCUGGGGCAUCUGGAUCGCCCGGUUCCUUGACAUGGAGCCGUGGCAAUCUGCCCUUCAUCGUGCCAGACUACUCGCCGCCCGUGGGAAUACCGCUGCACCGAGGUAACCCUGUAGACAUUCCCAGCACACCUGUCUCGAACACGCCCUACGAUGAGACAGAAGCUAAAAUGAAUCACGUAGUGCAAAACGCUGUGUCGUUAGGGGACGUCAGUCCCGGCACACGCAGACGCGUCAGCGGCGGUCACCAACCUAACAGGCGGAAGUCACACGGGCCUGACGUUGACUUCCAAGAGACAGAAGUCGACUUCUCUCGCGGACCAGCCCCGCCGACAUGGAAGCGGCCGGAGGACGACGAAGACUCGGGCGACAAUUCUGACGAUGGGCUCUUCGCGGUCCCCAUUUGUGCUCGCAGUGGUGGCGCAAGGGGCAAGGCUUUGGCGCCAAAGCAGCAGGGUAACGGCGAGGGCGGAGAGUCAGACGGCAGUGGGAAGCGGCCAAGCCUGAAGGUCAACACGAACCGAGCGAAGAAGAACCUCUCUGUGGCCUUCACGUCGCCGCAGUCCAGCAUCGGCAUUAAGACACCCGACGUCGAUGACGACGACGGAAUCAACAGCGUCAGGAGCUCCAGGAGCUUCCAACGCCGGACACCCGGGACGCCUGCGUCUGAUGGAUGGGAGGAGCCGGCCGAGGACAGCAAGCUUAGCAGACGCAAAUCCUUCGUGGAGAAGGAUGUCUGGGCUAAUCGUCCGCCAACCGAUGCGCUCAUCAACAAUCUCGAAGACUACUUCCCCAACUUAGAUGUCGACCAGCCUGUGCUGGAGGAAAAUGCCGAGCAGGACGUGCCUCCGUCGCCAAUUUCCGAGGCGGAUGAACACACGUUGGGCAGGAGCAAUCAAGCAACAGCGCAAGCGGCCGCUGCGACGCCGGGAUUAAGCAGCAAUAGAGCAUCGUCGAUCUACAACGAGAGCGACACUCUUGGCUCCGACGAGUCGACUCUCAAGGCAGGAGAGUCACGGCCCGUCUCCAUGCAAUCGAUCGCACGGCGCAGCAUCCGUCGCUCGGGCGGGUUGGGCCGCAUGAAGUCUAUCAGGGAGGUGGCGCGCGGGGCCCACGAAGCCAACAAGCGGUUCACCCGGACAUCGUCGCACGCCGCGGGCCCGUCAGCCAGUCGCGACUCCAACCUGUUGCGGCGCAAGAGCACCAAGAUGUUCAACGCCAACAUUGUGCAGAUCCGCCCGGAGCGGGGGUCCAUCAACUCUGCCAUGGGCUUGACGACCAUCCCGCAGGACAGCCUGCCCAACCAGAACGCGCUGCCCAAGCGUCAGACGACGUUCCGCUGGUUCAAGGGCCAGCUCAUCGGCAAGGGCACGUACGGGCGGGUGUACCUCGGCAUGAACGCCACGACGGGCGAGUUCCUGGCCGUGAAGGAGGUCGAGGUAAACCCGAAGGCUGCCCAGGGGGACAAGAACAAGAUGCGGGAGAUGGUGGCGGCGCUCGACCAGGAGAUCGACACGAUGCAGCACCUCGACCACGUCAAUAUCGUGCAGUAUCUGGGCUGCGAGCGCAAGGAGACGAGCAUCUCCAUCUUCUUGGAGUACAUCUCGGGUGGCUCCAUCGGAUCGUGCCUGCGGAAACACGGCAAGUUCGAGGAGAGCGUCGUCUCCUCCCUCACGCAGCAGACGCUGAGCGGCCUCGCGUACCUCCACAGGGAGGGCAUCCUCCACCGCGAUCUCAAGGCGGACAACAUCCUGCUGGACCUGGACGGCACCUGCAAGAUCUCGGACUUUGGCAUCAGCAAGAAGACGGACAACAUCUACGGGAAUGACAAGACCAACAGCAUGCAGGGCUCCGUCUUCUGGAUGGCGCCCGAGGUCAUCCGGUCACAGGGCGAGGGCUACAGCGCCAAGGUGGACAUCUGGUCCCUCGGCUGCGUGGUCCUGGAGAUGUUUGCGGGGCGGCGACCCUGGAGCAAGGAGGAGGCAGUGGGGGCCAUCUACAAGAUCGCCAAUGGAGAGAUCCCGCCCAUCCCGGAUGAGGUCACGGCGAAGAUCUCGCCGCUGGCCAUCGCCUUUAUGCUGGAUUGCUUCACAGUAAACCCGUCUGAGCGACCAACUGCCGACAUGCUCCUCUCCCAGCACCCCUUCUGCUACCUGGACCCGGGCUAUAACUUCUUUGAUACGGAGCUGUAUGCGAAGAUCAGGGGCACGUACUGA